Metopolophium dirhodum (rose-grain aphid) is the source of this 1650-nucleotide messenger RNA. RefSeq names its product sperm-associated antigen 6-like. The transcript has 10 exons. The record is from RefSeq and is a predicted model, not a curated record. Gene Ontology annotation, molecular function: microtubule binding. Gene Ontology annotation, cellular component: microtubule cytoskeleton. Bases 1 to 1650 code for a protein of 549 amino acids. Gene Ontology annotation, biological process: cilium movement. NCBI's taxonomy places the organism in Eukaryota, Metazoa, Arthropoda, Insecta, Hemiptera, Aphididae.
AUGAGUCCAUCUCCAAAAGUCGUCGUACAAACUUUUGACAACUAUGCAAAAAGUCAGUUGACAUUCGUGCAGAACGUAGCAGAACUAGCAUCCAAGCCUGCUUAUAUCGAAUGUUUAUACGAAAGCCACGUUGUCGAGAUAGUCCUGCCAUUAGUGACUAAUAUAAAUCCUACCGUGAGAAUGAACGCAGUUUUGUGUUUGGUAAGAUUGGCAGGUAAUAGCGAACCGUGCGCCAAACAAAUAGUAUGUUCAAAAAAUCUAUUAAGUCGGUUACUAGGGCAGCUUGUGAAGGAAAAUAAAUAUUAUAAAAAAAACUGCAUGAACCUUGUUAAAAAUCUUAGUAAAUAUUCAUCGGCAAUUACUGAAAUCGUGAUUAAAGAAUGCGGAGGAAUAGAUGCUAUUUUUAUAUGCAUGAAAGAAUUUGAUUCAUUUGUCAGAGAAGCCGCUAUGCAAGCAAUCAUCUGCAUUACCCGCCUGGACGUGAAACUGUCACAACUAAUCGUAGACUAUGGUGUAUUACCUCAAAUUGUUCUAUGUUUAAAAGAACAACAACAAAGCUUAAAAUUAUAUGCUUUAUCUGCAUUAGACGAGAUGGCCAAAAAUAACGAAGAUUUAGCUUUAAAAAUUGUGGAUGUACCAACUCUACCUCAUGUGAUAAUUUUUUUAAUGCCUAACUUUGUUGAUAAAAAAGUUCAGAAAAGCGCAUUGAUAUUAAUAAAAAACAUUGUUAAGCAUUCGUUAUACUUAACUGAACAUGCAAUUGAGUCAAACUUAUUCCCAGAAAUAUUGCUUUUGAUGGCGCAUCCAGACGAAUCGAUACGUAACAAUUCGGCUCAAGUAAUUCGCGAAGUAGUACAGCAUAGCGUUCAGAUUGCUCAAAUGGUUGUUAAUAGUGGUGGAAUAGAUAAGCUGUUGAAUGUUAUUUCGUGUAGUCAAGAGUUGUCUCCCAAUCCUGCUGUACACGCUUUGGGAUACAUUGCCGCAAUGUCACCAAAACUUGCAUCAGCCAUAAUUCAAUCCCAGGUAUUGAUGCAUUUGACUGCUAUUUUAAGAAGUGAUACGGACAAGUUAACGAAAGCUGGGACUGUUUGGACGUUAGGUAUGAUAGGACAACACAGUGCUGAACAUGCGAGGUCUAUUUGCUCUUGUGAUGCUAUAACCAAUAUUAUAAAUGUUUAUUUGGAUUCAGGUAUAGAAAGUGAGAGCAGACAUAAAUGUAUAGUUGCUCUAGAACAAAUAUUGAAAAAAUGCGAUGAUUAUAAUGUAUUAGACAAAUUGUUAAUACCGUCGACCCCUACCGAAAUAAUGAUAUACAUACUUGAAAAAAUGAGCAUAAUAUUACCUAAAAAUUCUCAAGCACGACGAACUUUUAUUACUAAUGGCCAUUUGAAAAUGAUCCAAAAUAUUAACCCAGAGAUAAAUUCAGAAUUAUUUCAAGUCAUCAAGGCGAUAAAUUGUUGUUUCCCAGAAGAUAUAAUACAAAUGGUAGCUGGAGACUUCCCGGAAACAGUUAUGAAAACAGUGGACAAGUAUGUGCCACAAAGUGAAUGUUUGUUUUUUAAUCGUCAAUUAAAAAGUGAUGAACAAUUGCAUAAAUCCUAUUCUACUUCAAAAACACCUUUAUCCGGCGAAGAAUCCUUCUUUAAAUAA